This is a messenger RNA of Nicotiana attenuata, 1518 nucleotides long. Its product is annotated as thiol-disulfide oxidoreductase LTO1. Gene Ontology annotation, molecular function: oxidoreductase activity. NCBI's taxonomy places the organism in Eukaryota, Viridiplantae, Streptophyta, Magnoliopsida, Solanales, Solanaceae. The record is from RefSeq and is a predicted model, not a curated record. The transcript has 7 exons. The coding region runs from base 180 to 1298 and encodes 372 amino acids.
CAAAGCCUGCUAAUAUUGAGUAAGCGAGCCAGAGCUGAAGAAUUGGUCCAAAAGCUGAAGUGGCCCAAUUUCAGUAACGAGCACAUUUUCCGCACGCUUAAUUAACGACCAACCACCGCCACCGGACAAACUAGUCAAACCACCACUACUCACGGCGGGUGACACCCAAUUGUGAGCUGAUGGCCAGUCUCAUCGGCGUAUCAUCUUCCCCUUAUCCCACCCAAACCUCUCAUUUCCCCCCAUCUCGCUCUAAUUCUAUAUCUUCCCUCAUUCAACUCAAGAGAGAUUCAGCGCAGCGAUUGUUGUUGCUUCGAGUGAGCUGCUCAUCGAGAAAGGUCGAAGAUGCAGAGACAGAGUCAGAACCUAAGGUGGUGUUAUCAAAUACUUCUGCUGACACAAGCAUUUCAGCAUACAAUUGGUGUGCAGCACUUGGAGGUGUUGGGUUUCUCGAAACUUCUUACUUGACGUACCUCAAACUCACCAACUCCGAAGCAUUUUGUCCUGUUGGUGAUGGUAGCAGCUGCGGCAACAUCCUUAACAGCAGCUACUCAGCUGUGUUUGGUGUUCCUCUUCCGUUGAUUGGUAUGAUUGCUUAUGGAGUAGUUGCAGUACUUGGGAUACAAUUGGGCCAGAAAAGGAUGCCGCUUGGAAUUGGUGAAGCUUAUGGGCGUUUGCUUUUACUUGGAACAAGUACUUCCAUGGCAGCAGCCAGUGCAUACUUCUUAUACAUCCUAAGCACACAAUUCUCUGGAGAAUUUUGCCUGUACUGUUUAGCUUCUGCCUUAUUGUCGUUUGGUUUGUUCAUCAGCAGUAUAAAGGGUCUGGGGUCUCAAGAGGUGCAAAAAGAGGUGGGUUUACAGUUACUUAUAGUUCUCUUGGUGGUUUCCACCCUAAACAAUUCAUACAGUGCCUCUCAGCCGACAAAUACCAGUUCUGCUAUGACUGAACUGGAAUAUUUCACAACUGAGAUAAAAUCACCGUCGACACCUUUUGCUAUUUCCCUAGCUAAGCACCUGCGUUCAAUUGGAGCAAAAAUGUAUGGGGCUUUCUGGUGUUCUCACUGCCAGGAACAAAAAGAGAUGUUUGGACGAGAAGCAUCAAAGCUACUAGACUAUGUGGAAUGCUUUCCUGAUGGAGUCAAGAAAGGAAUUUAUAUGGCCAAUGCAUGUCAAGAAGCAAAACUAGAAGGGUUCCCUACAUGGAUUAUCAAUGGGGAGGUGCUGAGCGGAGAGAAAAAGCUUUCAGAGCUGGCUGAACUGUCUGGUUUCACUAUGAACGAACUCACUGAGGCUAAAUAAGCUUCUUUGACUAACACAACCAAAUAUUCUUAGGGUAUCAAAGUUUAUAUCUUUAUUAUUGCCCGCUGGUAUUUAUUUUGUUUCAUACUGUAAUUAUCUUAGUAUAUUGUAAACUGAAUAGAUAGCGUCAUAAAUGAAUCCGAGUGGAUUGUCUUCUGAGUAUAUAUAUCAACUCUAUUACCCGCAAGUAUAUGAAUUUUGUGGUCCUGUUUUCUGCUAA